Molecule: messenger RNA, 1254 nt
Organism: Saccharomycodes ludwigii
Lineage: Eukaryota; Fungi; Ascomycota; Saccharomycetes; Saccharomycodales; Saccharomycodaceae
Gene: RIM2
Product: Rim2p
Exons: 1
Coding region: 1-1254 (417 amino acids)
Biological process (GO): pyrimidine nucleotide import into mitochondrion
Cellular component (GO): mitochondrion
Molecular function (GO): pyrimidine nucleotide transmembrane transporter activity
Source: RefSeq, a predicted model, not a curated record
AUGGCGGCUAAUAAGGACGAUAAUAAUAAAAAUAAUAAUUUAAAACUGAAUUUGGAAAGAGUAGAAAAAAUCGAACAUGAUGCUAUAGAAUCAUAUCCGUAUUUGGCUAGUGAUGAAAAGGGCUCUACGCUAAAAAAUGCUCAAAAUCUAGAUGAAAUAGAUGGGAUCGAACCAUUAACCCUCAAUAAUGCUAUUAAUCAGGAUUAUAACAACACUACCAAUGUUUGUGUUACUAAAAAUGUUAAUACUCAUAACAAUUACAUUAAUGACAAUGCAAAAAACAGUAGGGUUAGUGACCAUGAAUUACCCACUGAAGAAGUUAAACCGUGGGUACAUUUUGUUGCUGGUGGGGUAGGUGGCAUGGUAGGGGCAAUUGCUACUUGCCCAUUUGAUGUUGUUAAAACUAGAUUACAAAGUGAUGUUUUCCAAACCCAAUACAAAUCUAAAAUUGCUGAUUCUCGUAAUAUUUUACUACAUUUCAAAGAAACUCUCGGUAUUAUUAGCUCUUUGUACCGUAUGGAAGGAUUUCGAAGUUUAUUCAAAGGGUUAGGUCCAAAUUUGGUUGGUGUCAUUCCGGCUAGAAGUAUAAAUUUUUUCACUUACGGUACAACAAAGGAAUUAUAUUCCAAAACCUUUAACAAUAAUCAGGAAGCACCAUGGGUCCAUUUAAUGGCCGCUGCUACUGCGGGCUGGGCCACCUCUACAGCCACAAAUCCGAUUUGGUUGAUUAAAACUAGAUUACAAUUGGACAAAAGCAGUGUAAACGGUAUUCGUAAGUACAAAAGUUCGUGGGACUGCUUGACGAGUGUAAUUAGACAGGAAGGUGUACUAGGCUUAUACAAGGGCUUAAGUGCUUCUUAUUUAGGUUCGAUAGAGGGUAUUUUACAAUGGAUAUUAUAUGAACAACUAAAGAUGGUUAUAAAGCAAAGAUCAAAUAAAACUGAAGCUGAAAAAUCCAAUUGGGAUAAGGCAAAAGAGUGGGGUGCGAGAAGUGGUGGUGCUGGCUGUGCCAAAUUUGUUGCCAGUAUUAUAACGUAUCCUCAUGAGGUUGUCAGAACAAGGUUGAGACAAGCUCCUACCGAAAACGGGACCUUGAAAUAUACAGGUUUAAUACAAACUUUUAGAGUCAUUAUAAAAGAAGAAGGAUUGGCUUCUAUGUAUAGUGGACUAACACCACAUUUAUUAAGGACUGUUCCGAAUAGUAUUAUUAUGUUUGGUACUUGGGAGCUUAUGAUUAAAUUAUUAUCUAGUUAA